Molecule: messenger RNA, 317 nt
Organism: Acyrthosiphon pisum (pea aphid)
Lineage: Eukaryota; Metazoa; Arthropoda; Insecta; Hemiptera; Aphididae
Product: CCR4-NOT transcription complex subunit 11-like
Exons: 3
Coding region: 27-302 (91 amino acids)
Cellular component (GO): CCR4-NOT complex
Source: RefSeq, a predicted model, not a curated record
UUUCCGUUAACCAGCUAUCUACUCUCAUGAGCAUUCUUAGUGAAGAAACUGUAGAAAAUCAAACACUUGAAUAUCUAGUUUCGCAACUUCAUCAAUUUUUCAAACGAGAAGAUAAUUUUAAAGUUGGCUGUACUUUACUUAUGCUGAUUCAACAUUCUGAUUUCUUACUCAAUCAAACACAAAAAUUUGCUGCUAUAAUAUUAUGUUAUGAACUAUACCGAAAUGAACCAAUUGCAAGUAAUCCUUUAGCACCUAUUUUUAUGCAUCUCUUGGUAAGCUAUAAUUUUAAUUACAAUAUAUAAAUAUUAAUGUUGACU